Messenger RNA from Hyalella azteca, 2943 nucleotides. RefSeq names its product soluble guanylate cyclase 88E (gene Gyc88E). NCBI's taxonomy places the organism in Eukaryota, Metazoa, Arthropoda, Malacostraca, Amphipoda, Hyalellidae. The coding region runs from base 460 to 2943 and encodes 827 amino acids. Gene Ontology annotation, biological process: cGMP biosynthetic process; response to oxygen levels; nitric oxide-cGMP-mediated signaling. The record is from RefSeq and is a predicted model, not a curated record. Gene Ontology annotation, molecular function: oxygen sensor activity; heme binding; guanylate cyclase activity. Gene Ontology annotation, cellular component: guanylate cyclase complex, soluble. The transcript has 15 exons.
AUCGCUCCAAUACGAAAACUUAAUUGUAAAGGUGACAAUCGAGUUGAAGUGAUGAAUGCGCGAAUUUGAAGUAAAAUCUUUGCAAAAGAUACCGUAGUUCAUAUUUUUUAUUAAGGACGCUUAAUUUGUGAAGUGAAAUUUAUCGAUCCUCUGAAUUGUACAAGAAAAAGAAAUAAAUCAAGAAUUCAAUAUUGAGAUCAUCAUCGUAAUUGAUCCCAUGAUAUAUUUUUUGUUACUAUAAAGAAUCCAAAGUCUUACUGACAAACGGAAACAGAGCUCGCUCACGAGUGGACCGACAAAAGUGUAUGCCACUUCAUAACGUGAUCGGCUGACGAUAGUUACGUACACUUUAAACGGGAGUGACCGACGAAAGGUGUAUGAAACUUACUUCAUAACGUGAUCGGCUGACGAUAGUUACGUACAUUUUAAAAGGAGUAAAGCAGUGAUUAUAUUGUCGCCAUGUACGGCAUUCUGUGUGAGAACUUGGUUGAGUACGUCAAGUUCCAGUAUGGGGAGGACAAGUGGGAGGAGAUCAGACAUCUCGCCAAGAUUGAAUUCCCCGCCUUCUGCACUCAUCAAGUCUACAGUGAAAAUCUUCUGCCUAAAUUAGGCAAAAAAGCUGCCCAGGUUCUCAACACGACGGAAGAAGAGUUCUUCUUCGGCAUGGGCGCUUACUUCGUGAGCUUCGUGGGGCAGUACGGGUACGACAGAGUGCUGUCCGUACUGGGCAGACAUGUGCGCGACUUCAUCAUGGGUCUGGACAACUUGCACGAGUACCUCAAGUUCUCGUACCCUCGUAUGCGGCCGCCCUCUUUCUUCUGCGAGUGCGAGAGCAGCACCGGCAUGCUGCUCCAUUACCGCUCCAAGCGCCGUGGCUAUGCGCACUACGCCAUGGGGCAGAUCAAGGAGGUGGCGCGUCACUUCUACAACGCUGACUUGGAGAUCGAGCUGAUCCGAGAAGACAUGCAAUUUGACACCUCGCACGUGGUCUUCCAGCUCACCUUCGACAACGAAGCUUACUCGAAACAGAUGAACCUGUGUCAGCUCAGAGCUGAAGAUAACCUUCCACUCAGGGGACACAUAAUAUUCGAAAUCUUCCCCUUCUGUCUUCUAUUCAACACAAACAUGGUUGUGAAGUUCAUCGGAAAUUCUCUAAUGCAAAUACUGCCCGAACUCGUCGGAAAAAAAGUCACGGAUUGGUUCGACGUCGUACGGCCUAUGGUUGAAUUCAAAUUCGAUAACAUGCAUACCCAGAUCCUGCGGCGAACGAACAACAUCUUCGAACUCGUGACGUCAGAGGAAGCCAAAGAAUAUCACCUAAAUCAACGCGAGAAGAGCUACCGUAGCAACUCUAAGUUUAUCAAAGACGAGUCCGAGACCGAGGAGGACGAGGAGUCUAAAGGACUCACCCUCAAAGGUCAGAUGAUCUACAUGGAGGACUGGAAGAUGAUCUUGUUCCUGUGCACUCCGGUGAUGCCAGAUCUGGACUCGAUGAUCUACACGGGACUCUACAUCAAUGAUCUUUCCAUGCACGACUUUUCGAGAGACUUGAUGUUGGCCGGGACCCAGCAGUCCGUGGAGCUAAAGCUUGCGCUCGACCAAGAACAACUCAAGAGCAAGAAGCUCGAAGUUUCUAUGAAGAAGUUGGACGAGGAGAUGAAGCGAACUGACGAGCUUCUUUACCAGAUGAUCCCUAAACAGGUUGCCGAUCGUUUACGCAAGGGGGAAAAUCCGGUAGAGACCUGCGAGACGUUCGAGCUAGUGACGAUCCUGUUCUCGGACGUGGUGACGUUCACGGAGAUCUGUUCACGCAUCACCCCCAUGCAAGUGGUGUCCAUGCUCAACGCCAUGUACUCAAUCUUCGACAACCUCACCGAGAAACACUCCGUAUACAAGGUGGAGACCAUCGGUGACGCGUACAUGGUGGUGGGGGGCGCGCCGGAGCGGCAGAGCGCACACGGACAGCUGGUGUGUGACAUGGCGCUGGACAUGGUAGAGGCCAUCACGGACCUUAAGGACCCCAGUACAGGCAACCACUUGCGUAUCCGCGUGGGGGUGCACUCGGGGAUGGUCGUGGCGGGGGUCGUGGGGAUGAAGAUGCCCCGGUACUGCCUCUUCGGGGACGCCGUCAACACGGCAUCACGCAUGGAGUCCACAAGCGAGGCGAUGAAGAUCCACAUCUCGGAGUCGACGAAGGAAAUCUUGCCCUCGGGAUACAACACGGAGGUUCGGGGAGAAAUCACCGUGAAAGGGAAAGGCAACAUGAAGACCUACUGGCUGUCGUCCCGCGAUGGUCGCGAGAGCAUCAAAGGCAAGUACGGUCCCCCGCAGUUCGCGACCAUCGAUGGCCACGAGCGGCCGCCGUCGUCUGCGUCGCGCGCGUACUCGCCUGUGACGAUGGAGGAGGUCGCUCGUCUGUCCCGCGCCAAUACGCCUGUGCCGGGCGCUGUGGGUGGUGCAAGUGCUCCGUCUGUGGGCGCUGGAUGUAGUGUUGCAAAGCGGCGUUUCUCGAACGCCAGCUUCGGCACGAACGGAAGCAUUGGCCCCAGCGACCACCGUCCUUCGGUGUCGCUUAGCACGAGCUCGACGCCCGUGCCCUCGCCGCCCUCCCAGGUGCGCAAAGACGCGCCGGCCCCGCCACGCAAGCCUCCCGUUGUAAACUUUGCCACCGCCACCGCCGCCGCCACCGCCGAAGACGACGUCGGCCGACCCUCGGUCGUCAACUCGCACGGUUCACAGACCAUCGACGCGUCACAAGUCAAGUUCACGACGGGCGGCAAGAACAGGACCAUGAAAGUCAUAAAGCCCAGCAUGGAUCGCUCCCCAUCCAGAUCCUUCACCUCUCCUAAUGGAGUUCGGAUGGUCGAGCGUUCCACAUCCCCUUUUAAUAUCGAAGAUUACCCUGGUAAUAGAAUCCACAGUAACGCGUGUACACUUCUUUGA